GGAGGCUAAUUGAAUAAUCGUGCUCUGUGUUCCGACUUAGUGUUGAGUUUCUUUGCGUUAGAAGUGUGAAAUGGUUAGAAAGAUCAUAGUUGUCGGCAUUCAGCAUUACGAGGAUCCCUUUUAUAAACAUGUGACGGGUUCUAACGGGCCGCCUGCAGGAUGCGGCCACCAAAGAAACAGAUCCCUGGACUCUGUACUACAAAGGAUACCAGAAGACAUGACACCUACGUCGCCAGAGGGGGCGCCACUUCGAAUUCCUAUCGAAGUGCCCGCUCCAAGAUUAGCGCUUCCACCAGAGGUGCCCACGGGCUCUGAUGACUCCGGUAUCCACACGCCCCCAGAUGGCAAUGACGAAGAACGACCACAACCCCCAGCCGCUGCAAGGUCAAGAGAAAGCCUAGACUCUGGUAAUCCCGAAGACACAGAUAAACCUCCUGAACCUCCUGAUGUUUUAGAAACAACAGUAAAAUCAGAUAUUUGUGCCGCCGAAACAUCUAAAAAUAAAGACUUUCUGCUCCGAUUGUUCGAAAGUAAACUGUUCGAUAUGAGUAUGGCGAUCUCAUACCUGUUCAACUCUAAGGAACCGGGUGUGCAGAGUUAUCUGGCGAACAAAUUAUUUUCAUUCCCAUACGAAGACGUGGAUUUCUACCUUCCACAAUUAGCGACUAUGUACAUAGAAAUGGGCGAUGUGGCGGACGUGUUGAAACCGUAUUUGGUGUUCAGGUGUAAACAAAGUGCUGAAUUUUCACUAAGACUCGCGUGGUUAUUGACUGCUUUCGGAGGUGACGCUAAGAGAUCAAGAGCAACGAAACUUAGAGAUUCAAUAUUGGCUGAGGAGAUCAGGCCAGCGGCGAGAAGAGGGCAUCACAGGUCGCAGUCAGAUGCUUCUGCACUGAGGCUUGCCACUCCCUCGGGAAGGCACCUUGGAGACCUGGCGUCUGGUCGAGCAUUCGACAAUGGAUGCCUCUGUGGUGAACAGUGUUCGUGUGGAGCACCAAGACUGGCGCCUCAAAUACAGUUUCUGACGUCACUGACGAACAUUGGCCGUCGUCUCGCCGGGGUCGCGGAUAAGGAGCGUCGUAAUGGCCGUCUCAGGGCCGAACUAGCGACGCUAGACCUCAACCUCCCUGCUCGGGUGUGGUUACCUUUACACCAGAGGCCUCAUUAUGUGCUCAGGAUACCACCGCAUGCUGCUGCCGUCUUAAACAGCAAGGAUAAGGCCCCAUACAUAAUGUACGUGGAAGUGUUAGAAACUGACGGUCAUGAGCCUCUGCCGCCUCGCCUCCUACCACCAGCGCCUCCGGCACCGCACUCACCACCCAUCAGACAUACGAAGAGUGAAGAGAACCUCGUACCAGAAUGGCCAGCACUGUCCUUAUAUUCUGGGUUAGACGAUGGGGAUGCGGGCGACUGUUGGAGUCAUGAUGAUGAGGAGCUCAGUACUCAUUACUCCCAUAGAGCACCGGCACCAGAUAGCUUGUCACAGGUGUCAGCAGUAUCAGCUCUGUCGACGUCAUCGUGUGGGUCGCGCGAGUCGGUGGCGGUCGGAGCUGGAGAAGUGAGACGGCGACUGGCCGACGCUACCGCCGCGCCGCCGCCCAACGCAUUCCGACAUGAUCCCGCUGAUCCCUCGGCUACGGCGCUCAAGGAAUCCUGGGAAAGCAAAUACGCUCGGAUGCGUUCAUCAUCCCCAUACGGGGCGCUCAGUGGUUGGCGUCUACUCGGCUGUAUCGUCAAAGUUGGCGACGACCUGCGCCAGGAAAUGUUGGCGGCGCAAUUGCUCCGAAGGUUACAAGCUGCCUGGGUCGCCGAGCGAGUUCCCCUGAAGCUCAGGCCAUAUGAAAUACUCUGUCUUGAUAAGGAGUGCGGUCUUAUACAACCGGUCCUGAACUCAGUGUCGCUGCACCAAAUAAAGAAGCAGUCAGGCAAGUCUCUCCGUGCCUGGUUGGAACUGGAACAUGGUCCACCAAACAGUGAGGGCUUCCUGCGCGCACAGAAUAACUUCGUGGAGUCCGCGGCCGCGUAUGCUCUCACCAGCUACCUUCUGCAGCUUAAGGAUAGGCAUAAUGGAAACAUCCUACUGGAUAGCGCGGGCCACAUAAUCCACAUAGACUUUGGAUUCAUAUUCUCAAUAUCACCCAAAAAUCUUGGAUUCGAGAGCUCGCCAUUUAAGUUGACACAGGAGUUUGUGGACGUGAUGGACGGCGAGAAUUCGGAUAUGUUCCAGUAUUUCAAGAUUCUUAUUUUGCGCGGUUUAAUCGCUGCGCGUAAACAUUGCGACCAGAUAAUACAUGUUGUCGAACUCAUGCGCAUGGGUGGUCAGUUGUCGUGCCUCCGCAGCAGUAGCGCGGUGUCGUCGUUCCGCGCGCGCUUCCACGUGGGGCGCACGGAGCCCGCGCUGGCCGCGCUCGUCGAGCGACUCGUGCGGGACGCGCUGCACUCGCUCUCCACGCGCCUCUACGACAACUACCAGUACUACACCAACGGCAUACUCUAGCCAACUACUCACACUACUCCAGCCUUGUCUGCAGCCACCGUACCGUAAGUCGGGCUGAAUAGAUACUAGGAAAAUUCGCCAAUAUCUAUUCACCCCGUUUUACCGUACAUUAAUACUAUAAACACUAAAAUAGAAAUUUAAAACAACAGCCCUGCACUGCUAUACAAUUUCUAACCGAUAGUGAAUUUCUCCGAUGAAAUUAUGACAGAAAAUUUUUUGUAUAGCCUGUCAAUUUAUGUGUAUGCUGCAAAAAAGCUUGAUUCAGUAUAGAGACUAGCAAUUGUUAUACUAAAUUGGCAUGCUCUGAAAGCUGUUGUAAGCAUUGAUCAGCUUAAUGUCCCAAUUGUUACUCUCUGUUCUGAAUCUGUAUUUUGUCAACUUCAUAGAUACAAAAUAGUUUGACCAUAAGGCAUUGACAUUCACAUAUGUAUCUAAAAUUUAUAGUAUGUCAAUGUUAGUUACUAUACAUUGAUUUUUUCUGUUCUAUUUCAUAAGUGUUUAUGGUGUUAAUCUAAUGUGGCUGUAUCGUCUCACCUUUCUACCCUUUAUCGACUUAUACAUCCAAGCUUGUAAUGGCAAAACGAUGCGAUUGUUAUCUUAGAUCUCCUUCGACAGAAUUA
Messenger RNA from Spodoptera exigua (beet armyworm), 3117 nucleotides. NCBI's taxonomy places the organism in Eukaryota, Metazoa, Arthropoda, Insecta, Lepidoptera, Noctuidae. The record is from the annotation of a GenBank genome assembly.